Messenger RNA from Aureobasidium pullulans EXF-150, 946 nucleotides. Its product is annotated as PRTase-like protein. Gene Ontology annotation, biological process: GMP salvage; XMP salvage; IMP salvage. Lineage: Eukaryota; Fungi; Ascomycota; Dothideomycetes; Dothideales; Saccotheciaceae. The transcript is spliced from 3 exons. Gene Ontology annotation, cellular component: cytoplasm. The record is from RefSeq and is a predicted model, not a curated record. The coding region runs from base 28 to 645 and encodes 205 amino acids. Gene Ontology annotation, molecular function: hypoxanthine phosphoribosyltransferase activity.
AUCGCACACUCGCUGUCGCCUGCCAAGAUGGUGCAAAAAGUCUAUGUCACGUACAACGAUGUACACAAGCUCUGCCAGAACUCGGCUGAGCGCAUCUUGAGCGACUGCAAGCCCAACCUCAUCAUCGCAAUCGGCGGCGGCGGUUACGUUCCUGCCCGUAUCCUGCGUUCCUUCCUCAAGAAGCCCGGCAGCCCCAACAUCCCCAUCCAGGCCAUCGGUCUUUCUCUCUACGAGACCCUCGGCACCGAGACCCCCGAAGAGGUCCCCGGCACAAAGGUCACCCGCACACAAUGGCUGGAUCUGUCUUCUCUCGAGAUGGCCAACCUGAUCGGCAAGAACAUUCUUAUCGUCGACGAGGUUGAUGACACACGCACCACUCUCGAGUACGCCGUGCGCGAGCUGCAGAAGGAUGUCGAUAUCGCUACUGAGAAGCUUGGCCGUACCGCCGAGAAGACCACCUUCUCCAUCUUCGUCCUGCACAACAAGGACAAGACCAAGAGAGGUACCCUCCCCGAGGAGAUGGUCAAGCCCGACCACUACGUUGCCGCCGUCACUCUUCCCGACUACUGGAUCUGCUAUCCUUGGGAAGCUCAGGACAUUGACGAGCACGACCGCAACGCUGCUGAGCAGGCCAAGCAACAAUAGAUUUUCACGAACAUUCCGGCGGAUGGGGAAGGGCAAAGAUAAUACGGCGUUUGGGGUAGACCCUGUCAAGUUCAUGAAUCCAAUAUCUACGAUCUCAAAAUCAUAAAAGAGUUUCAUCAUUACUUCGAGGCCGAGUCCGAGUCCGAGUCCGUCAGCCAUCUAUUGAUAUACCGCCAUGUCAUGUUGCUGAUAGGGUAACCCUGGUCCGGGUAUUAAGCUUCAUCUGAUCCGUCUCCGUAGGCUUGCCAUCUCUGUUUAGUCAUGUCAGCAAUCCCUGGGAGCAUUUUCGCUGGAACAAAAC